Messenger RNA from Petromyzon marinus (sea lamprey), 8167 nucleotides. Its product is annotated as cartilage-associated protein. Gene Ontology annotation, molecular function: collagen binding; protein binding. The record is from RefSeq and is a predicted model, not a curated record. NCBI's taxonomy places the organism in Eukaryota, Metazoa, Chordata, Hyperoartia, Petromyzontiformes, Petromyzontidae. Gene Ontology annotation, biological process: collagen fibril organization. Gene Ontology annotation, cellular component: endoplasmic reticulum.
GACACGGGGGGCUGGGCCGGGUGACGAGAGGGCCCGGGGCAUUGGCCAGGGCCCGGAGAGGAGGAGGGAAGGAAUUGGAGAGUAACUCCCUCCUCCAGCCAGGAUCCACGUCUUCACUCUCCCGUGGUUCUAAGUGAAAUGGUCUGCCGUGUGCCACGAAGCAGCUGGUGCUCAGGUCACAGUUUACCCACGCGCACAGCACCCACGUACACAGCGUAGAGAGGGCUCUUAGGCAGGCAAACAAACGCACAAGCACCGCCACCAUCAGCAGGCUCACCAGUGCCGUGAAAGCGCAGUACAAGAGGGACUCGCCAAUGCCGCGAUCAAAAGUGUGGCCAGAAAACCAAUUGGUGUGGCCAGGCGCAAGAAUGUGGCCACAGUCUGGGAUUUGGCCCAAGUCGUGUCCUUUGCCUGGGUUGCGGAUAUGGCCAGGUGCUGGGAAGGGGUCAGGAGGACUCUGGACACCGACACUGUUGGUGGUGGCACCACUGCUGGCCCUGCUGGUGACCCUGCUGGCCACCGGCGUGGGCGCCCAGUACGAGCGCUACAACUUUCGGAGCUUCCCCCGGGACGAGCUGAUGCCCUUGGAGUCGGCCUACCGCUUCGGCACGGACCAGUACACGGACGAGAAGUGGCCCGAGUGCGUGGAGUACCUGGAGAUGAGCCUGCGGUUGCACCGGCUGCUCAAGAACAGCGAGGCUUUUUGCAACCUCAAUUGCAGCCAGCAGACCAUGCAUCAGCACCUUGAGCAGCUGGCCCUGCACAAGCAGAAGAUUCAGCAGAGCCAGGAGCAAAAGGACCAACAGACCUCCGAGCAAAAUCUGCAGCAGACUCAGCAGCAAAAGAACCAGCAACUGUACAUGAAUGUGCCCGAUGAGAAGGAGGUGGCUCUUUCCACGGACAGCAAGGACGAUGAGCUGGGAGAGCUCAGGACCUUUGCCAUGCUGCUCAGAAGGGCUCAGUGUCUCAAGAGAUGUAAGCAGGUGCUGCCCGCUUUUCGACAGUCGCUGCCCACCAGAGAACUACUCAACGAUUACGAAAACCGGGUGCCCUACCAGUUCCUGCAGCUGUGCUACUUCAAGGUGAACAAUGUGCCCAAGGCCAUAGCGGCCACCUACACAUACCUGCGCAAGAACCCGGAUGACGAGAUGAUGCAGAAGAAUAUGGCGUUCUACCGCACGCUGCCAAACAUAGAGGACGAAUAUUUUCGAGACCUGGAGGCUCUCGCAUAUGACGGCACGUUCGUGGCUGCAGCAAAGGCCUUCAAUGCAGAGAACUAUCAGAGCUGCGUCACGAACAUGGAGCAGACCCUGCCGGUGUACUUCAAGGCUUAUGACGAUUGCUCGGCAGGCUGCGAGGGCUCGCGGGAGAUCACCCACUUCAAGGACUUCUACCCCUCCAUCGCUGACCACUUUGUGGAGGUGCUCCACUGCAAGCAACAGUGCGAGGAUGAACUUACGCCCGUGGUCGGGGGCUUCCUGGUGGAAAAGUUUGUGCCGACCAUGUACCACUACCUGCAGUUCUCCUACUACAAGCAGGACAACUUCAAACAGGCAAUAUCGUGUGUCGCCUCCUACCUCCUGUUCGACAAGAAUGACACGGUGAUGAAGCAGAACUUUGAUUAUUACCAGUUCCACCGCGACUCUCUCAAUCUCACCGAUGAGGACUUCAACGCCAGACCAGAAGCACUCAAAUACCACAGCCAACUGAUACUGCAGGCAGACCUCUUCCGGUUUGUACAGGAGCACUUCCAGCCAGAUGACGAGGCAGAAGUGGUGGAAUAUAUUGACGAUGUUCCAGUGGCAGGGCAGGGCAGCUAAUCUUUGUGACAGAAAAAAAAAAUCCUCAACUCCUUCCCAGUAUAACUGCAAAUACUUGUGUCCAGGGCACACCAUGCAAUGAUGUCACCUUUCACUCUAACUGCUUUCGCUUAUUGCUUUUUCAACAAAAAAAAUUAUCAACUGCUUCUAUACAUAAACACAAACUUUUGACUGUUACAGCCCAUUCCAUAUUAAAGCCGCAAGGCACGUCUUUGUAUUUCGAAGCAUAAUGGUUGUUUUAUCUGAAAUAUCAUUCCAAAGUUCUUUGUCAAGUGGAUGGCUUUUGUAAGGUGUGUAAUCUUACAUUUUUGUUUUCAAAGCACAUUUUUUUUAUAGGUCAUUAUGAAUGUUGGCUGUAAUUUUUUAAGACGUGAAAGUUUUUUUUAAAUGUAAAGUUAUAUUCAUGUGCGUGCCCAACGAACCUUUACCGUAGGAUUAAGUGUUAUUGCUGAAAUUACUUAUUGAAAUGAUUAACACAGGUAUUGGUAUUUACACUAAUGGCUAUGUUCAUAAUCAUGAUAUGGAAAUAUAGAAAUAUUUUUAGAUGGAUUUUUUUACAAAAUGAAUUAAAUAAUAUCUCAUAAUACUUUCGAGUUAAGGAAAUAAAUAACGACACUAAUCUAUAGCAUUAAGAUUGAACAGUUUAUAUAGAGGCCCACAUAUCAAUAGGUAAAGAUUUUCUGUAAUAAGAAAAGGCGCAGGCUUCACAUAGCAAUCCGGUACCACACUGUCAGUGUCACUUUUCAAACAAGCAAUGGAGCUGUUGCAUUCAUCUCUAUCGAAAAACCCUGAGCCAGUGGUAACAACUCCACAUUUCUAUGGCAGGAGCCAUUCUUUGCAUAAGAUGACCAUAUCCCGAAAGGGUAAGAAGUUGGCUCAACCACCCAAGCGAUAUUUGAACUUGUGAUCUUGUGAUUCUGUCAAGCUCUCUAACCGCAGUGCCAGCCGGUGAGAUGUAUGAUCCAUAAUUAAAUCUAAAGCACGUAUGCAGUUGAUGCAUUACUUUACAGAUGCCAAACAGUUGACACUUUUACCUUUUAAGUUGGUCACUUUAAUAUAAUACCCAAACUCUGGUGGGGUGGGGCUUGUGAAAUAAUGAAGGAUUUACCCCCAAAAUUUAGUACAGCCUAAAUGUCACAUUAAUAAUCACUGCCGUAUAAAAUAGACACAUGCAAGGUUAUAUUUUGGAAUAUGCUUUUUAAGAAUUGAGAAACAGAAAUGUUUAGGACACUCUGCAAAAGUUAUCCUUCCAUAGACCUUUUAAUAAUAUACAAUUUAGUGUUAAUGACAAAAAGCGGUGCGCACUUUCAGCCUACACUUCAUAGCUGCUGUCCUGUCAUCGUUCAUGUUAUCCUGUGGUAUUUGUCAUGUUCACUUAUUUACUUUCUUCUCCGGAAGAGCUGUGUAACAUAAUCUCAUGAAAGCUGCCUGAACUCUGCCUCAUUUCGCUAUUCCUACACCACGCAGCUGCCCACUCUGCAAGCACCAUGUAUGGAAUGCACCUUUCACUUUGCGAUCAGUUGUUGCCAGAUCUGGUGGGGAGCAGGAGGUGAAUCUCGAGGCCAAUGGAAUUUUUUUUUAAUGUUGCUCAAAUUAUCUCUUCUUUUAAAAAUCAUAUUAAAAGAGACAAGUCAUGAGGCCCCAGGCCCUUUUUUAGGACAUAUGUUGGUUUUAAAAGUUAAAAGUUCUUGUUAUUUUACUCACACAUUCACCGAUUCAUUUAUCAGUUUUGCAAAUGAUUUGUUAGAAGCUGAGUGACACACAUUCAUUUCAACAUAAAUAUUUCUUAAAACAAGAUUUCAGUUAUUAAAACAACUAAAUGUCAAGACUGCAGGAAUUGGGAAAACAAUUUGUGAAAACGGUAGAUGAAUAAAAAGUAUCGGGCGAUAUUUAACAAAAAUGAAGGUGAGGAUAAAGUUUAUUUAGAAUUGCAUAAAAAAACAUUUUAAUUCGAAAGGCAGGCUAUUGUAGGUGUAGGGGAAGAGAUCAAUCUUGAGCCAGCACUGAAAGAGGGAGGGAGUGGUGCAGAGUAGGCAAUGUAAACAUUUAAGCGAUGGACGUUCCGGACCGAAGCAGUAGCAGGGGAACGCAGAGUGAAAAAUCUCCAAAUACUACGGUUAAACGUCAGCUCUGGCAACACUGCUUACGACUUUUAAGAGCCUGUGCAGUGAGCACGUGUUUAUCAUCCGCCAGUGGAUAAGCGACUUGCGCCAGCGUUUGCACGUUCUGUCUUCCCGCGCGUGUGUGUGUGCGCCACUUUUUUUCUGUCACAACUGAUUGGGGCCCGUUUCCUCGCACUUCUGCUGCCCAGAUGGAAAUAGAGGAUGGGGUAGCGGGGGCAGCGUCCCAAGGAGAAGACAAAGACGGUGUUUCCGACGCCGAGUUUGAGGGAGAGGGCGACUACGAAGAGGGCUUCUUUUCUGAUAAGUGGUUGCAGGGCUUGCGUGAGCGGGGAGACGUGGGCCAGCGAGAGACCUACACCUGACGGACACGCACGAAUGUAGUAGCAUGGCCCCUCAUGUCGAGUCGAGAAGGGUGCACCCCAACUGUUGUUGCGAGUGAUGCUCAUUGUAUAUCGCUGCCGAGCCCAAGAUUUAGCCACCUGCCGGGAGCCAUCAAUCAUUAGCGACACAGUCUGUACGCCACAACCAUUUGUAUUGAGAGCAGUUGGGGAAGGUACUGCUCUCUAUUGUUGAUCUUGAGACAAUGGUGGAAAUUCUUCAUCUCCACAUUCCCAUGCAGUAGUCCCUCGGUUAACAGUGACAUCGGUGAACGGUUUUUCGGUUAACGCUUUGCUUCCCAUGGAACCCCAUGGAUUCGACUAACGUUAACAUGUUGAUGAACGGUAUGUUUAUGCUAUGCACGUGGGUGCCAAUUUCGGCCAAUUCGAGCGUUUGUAAGUAUAUAUUCGAUGCACAGUUAUUUCGGUUAACAGUCGUUUUCGUAGAACGGAUUAAAAAACGUUAACCGAGGGACUACUGGACUAGUUAAUUUACCCCAUAAAGAUGAUACGACCCCCCCCUACGACCAGGAUUUAAAGUUUAAAAAUUCGGAAUGUGAGUCGAACACUCUAAGCCAGCACCACUGAGCAAGAUAAUAAACAAAUGGCCAGGCUGUUGUUUGCCUUUCCAAACUUGUUGAAGCGACAUGAAGCCAUGUUCAUUCAUAUGUCGGGCAGUGGCAAUGAAAGGCACAUUCUUGUGCUUGUGAUUCAAGGUUUUACAUUUACAUGUUUGUUUGACUGUCCAGCUAAUACAUAAAAAAGAUUAUGCCAAAGAAAAGAAUGCAGAUAUCACAUUUUAACGGUUGUGUGCAGUUCAUGUGAUAUAUUUAGGGGGUUUUGUUCUUUCAUCAAAGUAAUAAUAUACAUUUCCUUGUAUGAUUUUUUUUCUUUUUGAUUCCAAGUGCUGUAGAGCUUCAUAUGGCAAAAAUGCAGGAGACUUAAAAAAACAAAAUGAAUGACAAAAUAAGUGUUUUCGCAUUUAGACUUUAAGCUGUGACCUUCAAAUUACACUUUAUAUUCGUAUACAUUUAUACUUACCUGGUGCUGUAUUGAUCAGUCAUUUAUUUUAGUGCCUCUGACAUUUACAAAUGAUGACCCUGUAAGCCAUAUUUUUUUACGAUAACUGGGCUGGCUUGUUUCCAUGGAUUUGUACACGUCUGGACAAGAUGUGGAGUAUUCUGUUUCUGUUCUUCUCUCCACAAAAAAUAUCACUCAGGAAUGUCCCAAAAUGUUUAAUCCUGGACGCGAGCACUGCCGAGAUCCCUAGUUCUAAGCUGGGCGCAGUCAUAACAUUCUCAAGAAGAGGGACCGUAUAGUCACCAACGACUGCACAAAAUGAGUAAUUAAAUUUAGGUUUGACAUAAAAUUGGAUUUUCCUGCUCUCAGAACAUUUUGGAUGAUUGACAUGCAACAAACAUUCUCUACAGUCUAGUGCCAAGUGAGAGAUACCUCUUGAGGUUACUCGAGAAAUAGUUACGUGACAUCUCCUAGGAACGUUCCAUGACCCGACUUUACGGUCUGAUGACAGUGAGAAUUCCAAGCCGCAUAUUUCUCAUUAUUAUGACUCUCGUGGGAUACUUGGGGAUGUGCAUCGUGAUGCAACGUCCACAAAAAGAAAGCCAGCUCAGUUUGGUUUGGUGAUCAUAUCACUCGAAGGUGUUUUUUUUCUUCCAUAACCGAAUAAAUUUCGUGUUUCUAGGAUUGAAUUUAAAUGUUUUUUUCAUAACAGUAACUCCAACCUUAUAAAUAACCAUUCAGAACCAUUAAUUCUGUAUCACCACCCACAAAAAAUGUGUUUAGUCUUUCAGUCAAUUGGUUAUUCAGACUUGUAUUAACCAGCAGCACUUGUUUUAAUGCGCAAACUGGACCUCUUUUCUCUGUCUGGGACUCGUGGGUGUAGGUAGAUGGACUAAAAUAUCAGUUUGACACUAGGCUUUCACGAUCAAUUUAAUCCAUAAUACAGGUUUUUUUUUGGGUGAGUUCACGUAAAUCUAAAAUCAUUAAACCCACCACCUCCAGACAGCCAAUUAUUAGGGUUUGUCACGUAAACAGAACAUUCCAAUUACUAGUACAGAUCUUGACAAACCUUAAUACUUGGCUGUGUCGGGUGGUGGCGGGUUUAACGACACAUUUAUAUUUACGCGAUGUAGCUAAAAAAAAAGCUGUAUUAUGAAGGAUUAAAAUAUAUUUGUGUGUGAAUAUACAGAUUGAAAUGUGACUUAUUUUUAAUGUGUGACCUGUAUGCUCCAAAGCAAUACUUGUUUAGGUUUUAAUCCAACCUAAAGUUCGCGUUUUUAUAUAUAUGUAUAAUUAUACAGCCAUCACUGUGCUAUGACAAUGUGUGUAACAAUGUAUCUACUAAUCGAUUCAAAUCUGUUCUUACAUGCACAAUGUCAAUUUGUACCUGGAAAUAAUAUACUACUAAUGGUAUAUUUCGCCUAAUUAUAUGGACACAAUAAAAAAUUACACAGGGAAAUAACAGAAACAGUGCAAACAAGACGGGAGAAAAAUAAAGAAAAUUAAGAAUGGAAUCCGGAUCCAGUGGCAUUACGAUUUCAGCAAAUCACUGAAGGCGGGAAUCGGCUGCAUGCAUAACUGUUCAUGAUCCUGCUCAAGACUCUUCAAGUUUUGGGUGUGUUUCAUGCAAUCUCACCAUGUUUAAAGUAUUGUGAAAACACGCAGCAACACUGACUAUACAACCGUCACAACUACAGCACCAUUUAUUAAGCUCCUCCGUAUCAGCAAACACCAUUGGCGCAAAUUCAGUAUUUGUUCUCUGCUUUAAAAUUGUUAAACAAAACACAAGCAAAAAUACAAAAUGAACUUCAACAUAUUUAACUCAGAAGUUGCUAAUAUUUACAUUAGCAAUGCCAGUUCAUUGCUUUAAAAAAGUGUGUUCUUUUUUUAAUUGGCAUGUAUCCAUCACAUGUUUGUAAGUUCUUUAACAAUGCUGGCUCAUUACUUGGUCACACUGCUGUUAAUUCCGAUGCUUUAAUGGAAAUAAUUGAGAUUCUAGUUGUAGCUGCUGCUGCUUCAAAUGAAACAUUUUUUCGGACCCCGCCAUCCCUGGGCAGUGAUAGAGGUUUAAGCUCAUGAAAGGAGACUUCUAGCUAGCGGCUGAGUUAGCAUUGUCAUUUGCACGCGCAUUAUACUUUGUGAAACGGGGUCCGUGAAUUGACGUGUUCCACUUGGAAUCGGCUCGUAGAACAAUACCACAUAUUAGGCGACAGUUAUACUGUAAGCAUGCUGAUUGGUAAGAUUUAAAUUUGUGUCGGAAUUGAAGGUAGUUUUAUUAUGCGGGAAAAGAAAGUGUUAGGUUUCAUGGCCAGGCUGCAAGGUUAUGUAUAAAAUGAGAAAAGGUCAGGUUAGGGAUGGCAGUCUUUCUACUUUGAAGAUUAUUAUUAACAGCCCAGGAAAGACUUUCACUUAUAUAGAUGAGUUAUACGCAAUACUGAGAAACGUAUAAAUGUGUUUUAAGUCUUUUUUUUUACACUGUGCCAUGUCGUUUGCGCAAAACCCAGCCGUUCGGCAGCCUGCGCCUUUGUGUGCUUUGCGGUGAGUACAGGUUUGCUGUGUCCGAGCACUUGGAAUCCGUGCUCCAUUUUUUUUCCAUUGUACUCCUUUUAUUACGCCAGUGUCCUAAUGCCAGAUCGUAUGAAUAACGCGCCUGCCUUUCCUAAUGAUCCCAGUCCUGGUGCCUUGAGGAUAUUCGCUGAACGGUUUUUGCAUCUGCUAAUCCAGAGACUGCCUCGUGCGCUACUUUUGUGCGUGUUUCGUUAUUAUUUUGCAUGCAAAAGAAAUGUGUUUUAAGUCUUUUUUUAAGUGUAAUAAAAUCGAGAGUGAA